AUGAGGACGCUCCUGACCAUCCUGGUGGUGGGAUCCCUGGCCGCUCGCAUUGCUGAGGAUGCCUCUGAUCUUCUUCAACACGUGAAAUUCCAGUCCAACAACUUUGAAAACAUCCUGACGUGGGACGGCGGGACAGACAGCACCCCUGGCACCGUCUACAGCGUGGAAUAUAAGAAGUACGGGGAGAUCGCAUGGCUGGCAAAGGCAGGCUGCCAGAGGAUCCCACGGAAAUCCUGCAACCUGACCAUGGAGACGGGCAACCACACUGAGUUCUACUAUGCCAGGGUCACGGCCAUCAGCCCUGGAGGCCGGUCGGCCACCAAGAUGACCGACCGGUUCAGCUCUCUGCCACACACUACCAUCAAACCACCUGACGUGACCUGUAUCCCCAAAGUGAGAUCCAUUCAGAUGAUUAUCCAUCCCACCCCCACGCCCAUCCGUGCAGGAGAUGGCCACCAGCAAACCCUGGAGGAGAUGUUCCAAGACCUGUUCUACCGUGUGGAGCUCCACGUCAACCACACCUACAAAAUGCACCUGGAAGGGCAGCAGAGAGAAUACGAGUUCUCCGGCCUGACCCCGGACACGGAGUUCCUUGGGACCACCAUGAUUUUGAUUCCAACCUGGUCCAAGGAGAGCGCCCCCUAUGUGUGCCGCGUGAAGACGCUGCCGGACCGGACGUGGGCCUACUCCUUCUCGGGGGCCAUUCUCUUCUCCAUGGGCUUCUUGGUGGCCGUGCUCUGCUACCUGAGCUACAGAUACGUCACCAAGCUGCCGGUGCCUCCCAACUCCCUGAACGUCCAGCGCGUCCUGACCUUCCAGCCGCUGCGGUUCAUCCAGGAGCACGUGCUGGUCCCCGUCUUUGAGCUCAGCGGGCCCAGCGGCCUGUCCCAGCCCGUCCAGUACUCCCAGGUCGUGGUCUCGGGGCCCAGGGAGCCCCCAGGAGCCGCACAGCUGCACGGCCUCCCUGAGAUCUCUUACUUAGGGCAGCCAGACAUCUCCGUCCUCCAGCCCCCCAACGUGUCACCUCGCCAGACUGUCUCCCCACCGUCCUGCACCCCGAAGGCCACCCCUGAGGUCAGGCCCCCGGCCUACACACCUCAGGUGGCCUCUGAAGCUAAAGCCCCGUGCUACGCUCCGCAGGCCACCACCAAGGCCCAGCUGCUCCCCUACACCCCCCAGGCCUCCCUGGACAGCUUGGCUGCUUCCUACGGGGUGUGCGUGAACAGCUCUGGAAAAGACUCCCCCUCGGGGACACUCUCGGGUCCCAAGCACCUCAGGCCGAAAGGGCAGCUCCAGAAAGAGGAGCCAGCCGGGAGCUGCCUUCCAGGUGACUUGUCUCUGCAGGGGAUGGCCUCCAUGUCCCUGGAGGAGUUCUGUGUGGACGGAGCACCCGGCCUGAACGGGGAGCCGGGGACACCGCAGUACCUGGGGGGCCAGCUCUCCCUCCUCUCCUCCGUCCAGAUCGAAGGCCACCCCGGGUCCCUGUCUUUGCACACUCCUGCCCUCUCCUGCUCCCCCUCAGACCAGGAGCCAAGUCCCUGGGGCCUGCUGGAGUCCCUUGUGUGUCCCAAGGAUGAGGGUCUGGUGUCCAAGGCUGAGGCCAAGAGCCCAGCCCCAGGGGCCUCAGAGCUCGAGCCGUCCACGGAGCUGGGCUCGCUGUUCAAGGAGCUGGCCCUGACCGUGCAGUGGGAGUCCUGA
This is a messenger RNA of Marmota flaviventris (yellow-bellied marmot), 1698 nucleotides long. It is a transcript of the gene Il22ra1, whose product is annotated as interleukin 22 receptor subunit alpha 1. The record is from RefSeq and is a predicted model, not a curated record. Gene Ontology annotation, cellular component: plasma membrane. Lineage: Eukaryota; Metazoa; Chordata; Mammalia; Rodentia; Sciuridae. Gene Ontology annotation, biological process: cytokine-mediated signaling pathway. Gene Ontology annotation, molecular function: cytokine receptor activity; protein binding.